Molecule: messenger RNA, 7476 nt
Organism: Ochlerotatus camptorhynchus
Lineage: Eukaryota; Metazoa; Arthropoda; Insecta; Diptera; Culicidae
Product: cytotoxic granule associated RNA binding protein TIA1
Exons: 9
Coding region: 1886-3337 (483 amino acids)
Molecular function (GO): RNA binding
Source: RefSeq, a predicted model, not a curated record
GUUAGUACGAUUUAGUUAGGACCCUGUGUGCUUUUGGCUGUAUAGUUCCUGUACGUUAAUAAAAAUUUAUACCUAUAUACAUAUAUACACACACAUGUUUAUAGAAUAUUAAAAGCAGUAAAAAAAUCCGGAACAAAAACGGCUUGUGUAGGCUUUGUGCUCUCGUCGAAUAUCUCGGUGUUGCAAUUUUAACGAAGCUGAAGAAGGAAAAUCUCAAUUAACCAUCGAAGGAGCCUCUGCUGUGUUCGAGCAAGGCAGGCGGUGAAGGUGAACAACAAGAAGCAAACGAAGAAGAAUAAGAAGAAGAAUAUUGUGUGUGUUUUUUGGCAUAUAGUGUGUGCUCUGCCGGGACCCAACAAGAUCCCGACUAGUGGAAGCAUUGAAAAAGUUAAAUAAAACAAACCUACGGAACACAACAGUCAAGGCACGAAAGAAGAAAAAUCUAACGGAAAACCAGAAGCAGAACAAAGGAAAAUUAAGCGGAACUGACAGAAACAUUUAAUUUUAUUUCGAUAUCCUUCGCUCCUUUUGUGUUCUGUGCCACUCUCUGUCUCUGUGUGUCUAUCUCUCCGGUAUCUCCACGCGAGAAGGAGAGCCUUCCGUUCAUUUAUUUUGCUUUUUCGGUGAUUUAGUUAUUAUAGGCGUCUCCACUAGCCUCUGCUUUCCUGUCCUGGAAAAUAAUAAAAAAAAAAAUAAAACCAAAGGAACUAAGUGGGGGUGGAAGUGCUAGUGCUGCUCUAUCUAUCUCUCCGGUAUAUCUGUACUACUACUGUACGUGAGUAUAGAUAAUUUCAACGUUCGCGCAAAAUAGUGAAAACUUCAACGUCUGCUUGGCUAGUAGUUGGCCCGACUCUCCUUCCGCGCGUACGACCCGGUUGUGCCCACAAGGGCCGGAACGUCAAUACAGCGGAAAAAAAAAAUCUUGGUGGUCGCCGUCGUUCCAUCAAAAAAACGUUUUUCCGCCUGAAGUGGAGAGCUCGCUUGGAAAAGCUAAGAAGGGAAGGAUAAUAAAAAAGUAAAAAGGGCAUAUAAUAAAAACUAGUAUAUAAAAAAUCAUAGCUCGACCCUGCACAGUGUGCCACAGAAAGGGGCAGGUCCUUCAGCGACAAAGAAGAAAUAAAAGAAGAAGUAACCCAGUCGCGGUUCAUCCCUUGAAAAGCUCAAACAAGCCGGACGCCAUCCGCGAAGGAAGCAGAGUAGGCCACGACGAUAAGGAAAAGUGUCUGCGCCAUCGCCUCCUACGACUUGAAAGAAAAACCGGGACACUCUCCGUCACAACAUUUCGCGCGAGAAAAGCGCCGCAGACCCGUGCAUAUCGUGCUGAGAUAUUAUUUACAUUUCAUUUCAUUUUAAUAGCUUCACUCUCGUGAAGUGGAAGCCCCCCAGUUUGAAACAACAAAAAGAAAUCGUCCGUUUUGUUUGAGAUCCUGGGCCCCCGGUUGUUCCGGCCUCCGGUAGUACAUUUUGUUUUUCUUUUGCCUCGCGCAGAAAGCCGCCGUGUAGUGUGUGUGUUGUUUAGAAGCAAUUACUUUCAUUAGAGUGCAAACGAUCCGAACCGUGACCGAGCAAAUUGUGGACUGUUUGUGCGUUUCCAUAGUCAAUUAUACGUGUUAGUCGAAUACACUCAGACUCAGCAGAGUCGGACCACAGAGCUAAGCAAACAUAAUCCAAAAUCCGAGCAGAGGUCGAAUAUUUCAAGCUAUUCACUCCGUUUCGGUAUCCUUCGUUGACCUUGAUAGAUCGUGAGCGAAGCGGCGGCGGUUUUUGGAAAAUAAAAACCAAAAAGGGAUCAGGGAUCCGAGAGCCACCCUCGAACGCCGGUAUCAGGAGGACCAGUGUGCGCUACAAGCAAGCAGAGCCCGCAGCAGAGCGAGAGCGUAGAAAGAUGUUGGCAAUGUCAACACUAAUGAUGCCUGCACCGACGAUGGCCCUCAGUGCCGCUCCCCAGCUGACCGUUGGACCGCACAAACCUCCGGAAACGAAACUGCUCACAAUCCAUCCGGCCCACUCGCAAUCACAAACAACCCCGCAGCAUCAGCUGCACCAGCACCAACAGCAGCAGCAGGCCGUGGCUCAGGCCCAACAGCAGCAGGCCGCGCAACAGCAGGUUGCCCAGCAGCAGGCCGCGGCCCAACAGCAGCAAGCCCAACAGCAAGCGCAGCAGCAGCAGCAACUCCAACAGCAACUGGCCGCCUCCGUCAAGCAGGAAAUGUCGUCGUCGUACCACUGGCAUCUGCCACCGGCGAGCAGUGGAAAUGCAGUCGUCAAGAUGCCCUGGAAGACGUCCUCGAUGACGACGACGACGACGACGGCGGGGAUGGGCGCAACGACGGUGCGACACCACGGUUCUAAUGAGAACUUAGAGCAUUAUCACAUAUUUGUCGGUGAUCUAAGUCCGGAAAUCGAAACGCAGACACUGAAAGAUGCCUUCGCUCCUUUUGGGGAUAUAUCAGAUUGCCGCGUGGUUCGAGAUCCACAAACGCUGAAAUCCAAAGGCUACGGCUUUGUGUCGUUCGUGAAGAAAUCGGAAGCGGAGAAUGCAAUUGCUGCCAUGAAUGGACAAUGGCUCGGAUCGAGAUCCAUUAGGACAAACUGGGCCACCAGAAAACCCCCGGCUACCAAGGCAGAAUUGAACGCCAAACCGCUUACCUUCGACGAGGUUUACAACCAAAGCAGUCCAACCAACUGUACCGUUUACUGCGGCGGCGUCGGUGGCACUCUGGCCGGCGGACUCAGCGAAGAGAUCCUGCAGAAGACGUUCUCUCCGUUCGGUACCAUCCAGGAAAUCCGCGUCUUCAAGGACAAAGGAUAUGCAUUUGUGAGAUUCUCCACCAAGGAAGCCGCCACUCACGCCAUCGUUGCUGUACACAACUCGGAAAUCAACGCUCAAACGGUCAAAUGCUCCUGGGGUAAGGAAAGUGGUGACCCGAACAAUGCUCCCUCACUGGCGAGUCAAGCAUUGAGCCAGGCCGGAUUCCCCUUCAAUACGGCUUAUGGUCAACAGGUUGCCGGCUACUGGUAUCCACCCGCUCCGACCUACCCAACCACGCCGGCACCUGCUGCAGCCCCCCUACAAGGUCAGUUCCUCCAGGGAAUGCAAGGCUACACGUAUGGACAGUUUGCCGGCUACCAGCAAGGAUACAUGGGAAUGGGAAUGCAGCUGCCAGGUGCCUGGCCCGGUGUCCCAACUCAGGCGCAAAUCCCUGCCACUGCUCAACAGCUAGCUCAGGCCGGCGUCGGUGGUGCCCUCCCACAAGCAACAGGUGUCGUCGCCUAUCCAAUGCAGCAGUUUCAGUUGGCUGACGAUGAAUGGCUAGCGCCCAGCCUUCUAGUGUAGCUCCCUUGAUGGCCCUCGUCACUGUGCGGCUGUGCGGUGCCACAGCACAAGUAGAUCUCCUUUUUUCAUCCCCAACCAAAAUCAUCCAAAAUAAAAAAAAAAAACACCGUGUUCCUCCAUCAUCGCAACGCAAUUUUGGCGUGCGCCACCAGCGGAGGAUCACACCCCCUCCCCCCUCCCAAUAAAUACCCCCAGUGAUUAUCGCAUUUCCGGUCGAAAUCGAACGAAAAUGGUAAAAGUAAGCGCGUUUAAACAAGCGAAGAAAAAAAAAUGAAGCGGUAAGAUGAAAAAGAAGAAAAACUUGAAGUAUUACACAUACACUGGAAGAAAAAAGAUUGGUGUUUGUACCAAGAAAAAAAAUAACAAAAAAAAAAUUAACACACCCAAGGCAUAUAUAAAAUUGACAUAAUUGGUAAGACACACCCUUAGAUAGUAACAAUGAAAGCAGCAGCGUUAAUGACGUUUGUAAAUAAUGGAUGAUAAAUAUUGGAAUUAAAUUGAAAACAAGUAAAGGGGAGAAAUCUACCAGCAAAACAUUUAACACCUAAAAAGAAGGUGAAUAGUAGACAAGUAAGUAAGACAGACAAAAAAAACCGAUAGCGUCAUACUCACACAUACACAUGCAGCUCUGAAUCGUCCAGUGAAAUGAAAUCAAAACACAUUCGUUUGUACAUGAGUAACCCGCGAUACAAUAUCAAUCGAAGCAGGCAUUGAAAUCGCGUGAAAGAUUUCCAAGUAUGUCCCAGUGCAUACUGCCGUCAAAACCACGUCACGAUCGAAGUAUUAGACCGUUGAUUUUAAACUAAAUUUUCAGGUCUCUCUAUUUUCGGAGAUUUUUUAUAGCAUUGUGAUCAAACGAGAAUAAGCAAAAUCAAAACGAACGAUAAAUGCAUUAUUUUUCGAUAUGAUUGAUUUAAACAGUAAAAUUUGUAAAAGGAAAAAAGAACAGUGCAAAACACCGGAUUUCAAUACAAUCAUCGUUUUUCUUUUUGGAUUCUAUUUUUUCUAUUUACUUUUUUGCCAAUGAAGACAACCAAAUUUAGAAACAGAUUGCGAUAUCCUUUCCGCAAGGAAGACAAAAGUUACUUGUGUAUCUUUAACCAGAAAACCAAACAAAAACAGCAGCAACACAAAACUACAAGUUUGAACUGAGCAAACCUAUCGCUCAGAAAACACCUACACAUUAAAAAAAAAGUAUAUUAAUAUGACACAAUCUUAUACAUAUACAAGAACAAACAACAUAGAUAGGAAUUAUUUUUAAAAAGUUCACGUGAAGGAAAAACAACAAAACAAAUUUACAGAAUUGAAAGGCAAAUCAGUUGGGCCCUCUAUCUCUAAUCGCAUAAAUACAAACAAGCAAAACAACUUACACAUACAACAAUAGCUGACUGGAGUUGCAGUAAACACACUAACUAAACCCAGUACUUUAUUUUUAAGGAAUUGGGUCUCCGAGUGAAAUUCCCGCUAAUAAAAAAAAAAACACACAAUGUUAGUGAGUAGACAAAGUAUUAAAACCAAACUUCUUAAACGAACGACAAGCAAGUAAACCUUAACCAACAACAAGCAAACAACAUUAAACACACUCAUACAUACGCCACGAAGCAAUUACCUAGAGAUGGAAUGAGGAAAAUAUAAUUAACUUUACCGAAAGCAAGGAACAACAUAUGUUUAAAACAUACACUAACUUGAAAACUACAAUUAUUAAGAGGCAAAUAAACUGAUCCAAUGGAAGGAAACACGUUGAAGAGUAGUCAAUACUAAACAUAAUCUUGUAGAUCGUAGAAGGCGCACAUAAUUUUAGUGUAAUUCUUUUUUGAAACCCAUUUAUUAACUGCUUCGCCAAGGUACAGAAUGGUGCAAUGACUUUAAUUUUAGUGACGAUGUUAGAGACGACCAAUGAACGCGCGACCACACUGUGUUGUUCCUCCAUUCCUUAGAGCUCUCUAUCAAGCUAAAUCUAUUUCAACUAUCGCCCCCCGCCCUCCUUCCCCCGCCUCCCCGGCAUCCCUCGUACAGUAGUGUCUAGUUGUGUUGUUAGUGAGUUUCUGCUUUGUUACCCGAUCGAAAUAAGAGGACAAAAUCAAGAUAAAGCGGUUCGAACUAGAUGGUAGCAGUGUUACUACAUAUUAGAUGACCCCGAAUUUUGAGUUCUGUCUUUUUUGACAGGCGAACCGUUCCUGAGUUGACACAAUCGUUUUGUAUGUUCGAAAUCGCAAAAUCAAAGUAGACCGUUGUUUCCCGCUUUUGGCCCCGUCUUAUCCUACCCCCUCCGAACAGAGUGGAACCGAACAGUCAUGGGUAGCAGAAGGCGGUGGAAUUAUGACAGAUUAGUGCGCGGUUGAUAUUCGUAGUAGCAGUUGACUUUUUUCGUAGGAUUUGUAUAGAAAGAAAUAAAAAAAAAAAACAACAGCAGCAGCAGCAACAGCAAACCAAAACAUCAACAACCAAGAAAGUUUAAUCGAAGCAAACUAUGCAAACAAGUCUUCUACUAGAGAACAAAAUAUGAUUGCAGAAAAAAAAACAAGCCUCCGGGCUUACUUUAAGAGAAAUAAUAAGACAGAAUAUUGAAAAUCACUCCCAGAUUUUUUGAAAGGAGGCAACCAUAUCUUUAUAUAUAUACAUAGUCAAAAUGGAGUGGAAGUGAACUAGGAAAUACCAUGGUGAGGAAGGUGAAAUACUAUUAUUAUGAUCAUUUGAAAACAAAACAAACUGUAAUCUACUUGAGGUGGGUGUGACGGACCUGAGAAGGUAAAAGGAUCGUGAGCAGUUAUUGAACCAAAAUGCUUGAGAUAAUUUGACCCUGUCCUUUUACAGCAGCAGCAGCAACAACAACAACAACAACAACAACAAACCAAAAUCAACGCACACAUACAUACACACACAAUUUAAUUCUAGAAGGAGCCAGAUUGGACAAGAGUGUGGUAACGUAGGUGAACAUUUCAAAAGAUAGUGUUACCUUAAACAGACGGUUUGCAGCUUCGCAUUUAAGUGGUUAUCAUUUGUUUUCGUUUUGUUUUGAAUUUUUACGCAACCCAUUCCGGUGUCAGGCAGGCAGCAGAUAUGCGAUUGGUAUUUGCUACGAGUAGGAGCUCUCUGGCUUGUAUGUUAAACAGUUAACCUCAAAGUUAAGUUAUGGGAGUAAUGCCUUGUAUUCUAGCAGAUUUUUCAAACAAGAAAAAAACAUUCCAUCCGAGAUUUUCUACGAUAAGAACAGGAAAUCCACCGACACUUUUGGAAAUAACAGAAUCUUCUUAACCCAGAUCAGAAAUGAUUAUUCAAAACCAGAAAGUAAAACUGUUUAGUUGGCGAACCCAACACCUGAAGCUUUGGUGUCAGUGUGCAUAGAAAUCUCAGCAGAAAAUUAGUCGCUUUCUUCUAACAAACAUCACCGGUUCCAUAAUGUAUAAAGAAAAUAAUAACUUGGCUCUGUAAAGUUUAUUCGAUUGAGCCUGUACAAAUAAAGUAAUUAACAAACAAAAUCACCGAUUCCGGGGUGGCCACCAGUGUAGGAAAAAAAUCAUAAAAUCAAAUCUCACCAAUGCCCAAGAUCACGCUUGAUUUUCGUAGACAAAAAUCAACAAGUAAACAACUGCGAUUGAUUUUGCAAGCUGUGCCAUCGCAGCUCGGAAUAUCAAGCUAACAAAACUCAUCACCUGCAAAUCUCAACAAACUGUGGUGAGAUUGAGUGUCAUGAUUUUUGCUUAACACCCGAACGCAACCGAAACUUCCAUAACGGCUGGCAGCAGUCACUUCGUUUCUGCCAUCGGCGAAGAGUAAAAAGAGAUAGCAAACUAUACUUUCUCUUUCUAAGAAAACGAUGUGCAAUGGAAUCAUGUUUGUGUCGAGUCAACUCUCAGCUUGAUGUUUGCACCUUGUGAAUAGUCGCGCAAUAUCAAAGGAGCUUGAUAUUGAGAGCGUAGGAGAGCGGAAAAACAUCAUUUGAUUGAUGAUUUUGCCAACACUGGUGGCCACUAGAUUUAAAAAUUUAAAUUCCCAGUUUCCCCCGGUUGUCAGACAUAGUUUUCCCGGUUUGAUUGUAGCAGCUAAAUAUGAUAAAAAUAUCGCAGUUGUACUACAAGUUUUCUCGAUGUUUUACAAGAGCUUGAUAAAAUCAAAACUGUAACUUGGAUUUCGGGUUU